AAUUCUAACAGUAGUUAAAGAAAGGAAGGAAGAACCAGAAAUAGAGAGGUUAAACUUUAAAAGCUGAACAAGCACAAGGUUUGUUGUUUAUUUUUAUCUCUGUCCCCUGCCAUCUCUGCCAGCCUUUCGCGUCUUCUACGUCCACUUGCCCUCUCUGUCUCUUGCGAUUUUGAGUUCUUUUCUUGGAGCUCAAAUUUUUAAACAUGCAAUCUUGUGGUAACUUCUAUAAUUGUCCCAGGGGUAUGAUAUGAUUUGCACAGCUAAGUUCUCUCAUUUUUAAUGCAUUUGGAUUGGUGUAACUUUUUACUAGUUCGAGGAGCUCAGUUUUUCUAAAAAUUCUCUUCCUUCUCUACUUAUUUGCGUUCCAGUUCAUUGGUUGGUUCCUAGGUAGGGAGUGUCUUGAGCUGUUCUUCAAGUUUCCAGUGUAUUACUCCCUUUUGGGGUUUUUCUUUUCAUGUGGACUGAUAAAGUUAAUUAAUUUCCAAAAUCUGAUCUGGGUUUUUGUUGGUUUCAAAUUUAAUGAUUAAAGAAGUGGAAAAGAUCAUUUCUUUAAUCUAAAAUAUGCUUAAAAUAGCUUAAUUUGGAGGGUUUUUGAAUCUUUGAGAGAGCCAUUAAAAAAUAGGUUUUUUGACUGCUACUUUAUAUGAAACUAUUGGUUAAUUUAUAGUUUGUUUAUUUAUUUAUAUAUCUAACUCACUGGUGUUAAGGACGUUAGUAUAAAAGAAAGAUUAUUUUCUGUUCUGUCAAAUUAUGUAACUGAAAAAAAGUAGCUCUUUUCUUUUAUUUCUUUUGUGAGUUGCAUACAAACUGGGAUUGUCUUGAAUUCAUGGGGGUUCUUGUCAAGCUUUUCAUGUCUUGAAACUCUUGUCGGCUCCAUGUAGUUUUUGGGUUCUUUGAGCUUGUGCUGGAGUUCAAGAGAGGUUUCCAAAAAGUGCCGGAAAUGGCCAAAUAAUUGAACUUUGAGGGCAUUUCUUACUGAGCAGAAGCGUUGCUAAUCAACAACCUUCACCAUGCCUUUGUCUGAGCUCCUAUACCGAAUGGCUAAGGGAAAAACUGAUUCUUCUCAAGAGAAGAAUCCUGCUUGUUCAACUGAUCUGUCUUUUGUCAGACCUGAGAAUGAUUUUGGUGAGCUAAUAUGGGAGAAUGGUCAGAUUCAAUACAGUAGAGCUAGAAAGAUACAAACUUGUAACAGCUUACCUCCCAAGAUUAGAGAUAAAGACAUAGGAAAUGGCACCAAUACUAAAACAGGGAAGUUUGGAACGAUGGAGUCUACACUGAAUGAACUCCUUGCGGUUCCUGCUGUUGAAGUGAGGGCGAAUCAAGAUGAUGACAUGGUACCUUGGCUGAAUUAUCCAUUGGAUGAACCUCUGCAACAUGAUUAUUGUUCUGAUUUUUUGCCCGAAUUAUCGGGGGUUACUGUAAAUGAACACUCCUCCCAGAGUAAUUUUCCAUCGUUUGAUAAAAGAAGUUGUAACCAGUCAAUUACGGACUCCCAUACUGUUUCGGUGCACAAUGGUUUGAACUUAGAGCAAGGAGAUGUGGUGAUGAAUUCUUCAGCAGGAGAUAUUGAUGCUAAGAGGCCUAGAACCAGUGCUAGUCAGUUAUAUCCGUCAUCUUCUGAGCAAUGCAAAACAUCAUUUCCGUUUUUUAGAUCCAGGGAUUCAACUAAAAAAGAUGAUAGUACAAUCAAUGCUGUCCACCAUGUCAUUGCACCAGAUUCUAUUCGAGCUCCAACAUCAGGAGGUGGUUUUCCCAGCAUAAAGAUGCAGAAGCAAGUUCCAGCACCAUCCCCUAUCAACUCCAGUUUAAUGAAUUUCUCUCACUUUGCAAGACCAGUUGCUCUUGUAAAAGCUAAUCUUCAGAACGUUGGCAUGAGAGCUAGUUCUGGAACUUCAAGCAUGGAAAGAAUGCAAAAUAAAGAUAAGGGCUCAAUUGGUUUACCAAAGGAAACAGACUCCCAUUGCCGUCCUAAUAUGAUGUCAUCCAAGGUUGAGGUUAAACCAACAGAGGUUAAGCCUGCUGAAGGAUCUGUUCCUGCUGAGCUACCUGAGGAAAUGAGCCAAGAAGGUGACUCUAAAAGCGAUAGAAACUGUCAUCAAAAUUUUGGUGAAAGUGCAAUUAAAGGAUUAGAAGAUGUUGAAAAGACUACAGAACCUCUGGUUGCUUCUUCUUCUGUUGGUUCGGGCAAUAGCGCAGAGAGACCUUCUGACGAUCCAACUGAGAAUCUGAAGAGAAAACAUCGUGAUACUGAGGAGUCUGAAGGUCCUAGUGAAGAUGCUGAAGAAGAAUCAGUAGGUGCAAAAAAACCAGCUUCUGCUCGAGCAGGUAAUGGGUCCAAGAGAGGUCGGGCAGCAGAAGUUCAUAACUUAUCUGAAAGGAGGCGAAGGGAUAGGAUCAAUGAGAAGAUGCGAGCCCUACAAGAACUCAUACCAAACUGCAAUAAGGUGGAUAAAGCUUCAAUGCUUGAUGAGGCCAUUGAAUAUUUAAAGACUCUUCAGCUUCAAGUACAAAUUAUGUCAAUGGGAGCUGGAAUGUACAUGCCAUCAAUGAUGUUACCUCCUGGAAUGCCUCACAUGCAUGCAGCUCAUAUGGGGCAGUUCUUACCCAUGGGCGUUGGAAUGGGAAUGGGUUUCCGGAUGGGUAUGCCUGACAUGAAUGGUGGAUAUUCUGGUUGCCCUGUGUAUCAAGUACCUCCUAUGCAUGGAGCACAUUUCCCUGGCUCGCCAAUGUCAGGGCCUAGUGCUAUGCACGGGAUGGGAGGACCUGGUCUUCAGAUGUUUGGGCUUUCUGGUCAAGGACUUCCAAUGUCAUUUCCUCGUGCACCCUUAAUGCCAAUGUCUGGAGGGCCUCCUCCGAAAACAAACAGGGAACCAAAUGCUUGUGGGGUGGUAGGACCUAUGGAUAAUUUGGAUUCAGCUACAGCCUCUAGUUCAAAGGAUGCAAUUCAGAAUAUCAACUCGCAAGUGAUGCAGAACAAUGUUGCCAAUAGGUCAAUGAAUCAGACCUCUAGUCAGUGCCAAGCAAGAAAUGAAUGUUUUGAACAGCCUGCUUUUGCGCAAAAUAAUGGUGAAGGCUCAGAAGUUGCUGAAAGUGGAGUGUUGAAGUCAGCUGGUGGAACUGACACCAUACCUAGUAGAGCAACUGGUUGUGACUGAUUGAUAGGUCUGAUGCUUUGUCAUUGGAGAGGUGAAUCACCUUUGCUUCAUAUCGACGUUGAACCUAUUAUUGUACGCGGUAAAUCUGUGGGAUACUGGGGGCACAUAUGAAUAUGUGAAAAGGUUCCAUGGUUUAAUGAAGUCGAGCUCUUACAAUAAUUAUUGGAGUUCUAAUUUCAGGGAAGUAGAAUUACAAUUGCACAGAUUUUGGUAUGUUGAGGAAACUCAAGAACGGUCUUACUUGCAUCUGUAUGUAUAUUUAUUUACACAACCUGAGCAAAUAAUAAUGCACUGUCUAGGAGCAAGCCAACUCAAGAAAUAUGUAUUUGAAAGUUUGUUGUGGUAGAUCUCUCAUACAAAUUCUUUGAACUAAUGAAAAAAUACUUAAUUUUCCAGUA
Molecule: messenger RNA, 3553 nt
Organism: Populus nigra (black poplar)
Lineage: Eukaryota; Viridiplantae; Streptophyta; Magnoliopsida; Malpighiales; Salicaceae
Product: transcription factor PIF3-like
Exons: 8
Coding region: 1011-3155 (714 amino acids)
Biological process (GO): regulation of DNA-templated transcription
Molecular function (GO): protein dimerization activity; DNA-binding transcription factor activity
Source: RefSeq, a predicted model, not a curated record